Molecule: messenger RNA, 1686 nt
Organism: Chrysoperla carnea
Lineage: Eukaryota; Metazoa; Arthropoda; Insecta; Neuroptera; Chrysopidae
Product: organic cation transporter protein-like
Exons: 8
Coding region: 50-1675 (541 amino acids)
Biological process (GO): transmembrane transport
Cellular component (GO): membrane
Molecular function (GO): transmembrane transporter activity
Source: RefSeq, a predicted model, not a curated record
AAAAUUAACCAUUAAGUGCAAUAAUUUAUAAAAUUAAAUAAUUAAUAAAAUGAGUGAUUUAAAAAAACAUGGAGCUGCGGAUAUCGAUGAAAUUCUAAAACAACUUGGAUUAUUUGGAAUUUAUCAAAAGAAACGAUGGAUAUUGUUUGUAAUUACGAUAUGGGCAUUAGCAAUGGUUGAAUUUACUUAUAUAUUUACAACAAUCAAUCCAAAAUACAGAUGUUCAGUACCAUCCUGCGAAACACCAGACCAGACUGAAUAUAAACCAAUAUGGUUAAAUAAUGCUGUGCCCUACAAAGAUAUUCAGCCCGCUAGAUGUAAACGAUUUCAAGUUAAAAACGAAACAGAACAAAGUUCAUUAGGAGAAUGUGAUUCAGAAUUAUUUAAUAUUAAUGUUAUCGAAGACUGUGAUGAAUUUGUAUUUGACACUAAACACACACUAAUUGUUCAGGAUUUCAAACUGCUGUGUGACAAAGUUUGGAUGAUUGGAAUUCCUGGAACAGCUCAUUCUAGUGCUUUAUUUGUUUCGUUGCCAAUAUCAGGCUAUAUUGCAGACAGAGUUGGAAGAAAAAAAGUGAUAAUAUUUGGAUUAUUAUUGGCUGGAAUUUUUAAUAUAAUUAAAUCGUUUUCAGUAUCAUUUUGGAUGUUUGUAGCAUGUGAAUUCUUGCAAGCUGGAUCAGCUAGUGGAGUAUUCCCGUCGAUAUUUACUUUAAUUGCAGAAUUUUCACCAGCGGAAAGACGAGUUUUUGGAGGUGUUAUCUCAUUCUUAUGCGUUGCUGUUGCCGAAGUUUCUAUAGCAUCAAUAGCUUGGAAUAUCUAUUCAUGGCGCUGGUUUUUACGCUUUGCAACUAUCCCGUGUGCCCUAAUUAUAUUAUUUACGCCAUUUUUACCGGAAUCGAUUAGAUGGUUGAUAUCAAAGAAUAGAAUUGGCGAAGCAAAUACUAUAUUGGAAACAAUUGCUAAAGCUAACGGCACUAAAUUGACAGAAAAACAUCAGUUACAAUUAAAAGAUUCACAGGGCGAUUCAAAGGGUGAUAAUGGUGAGAGUGAAUCAUUAAAAGACGUUUUCAAAAGCGUUCCAAUGAUUUUACGCUUGGGAACAUGUGCGUUUUGCUGGAUAACUUGUGCGUUCGUGUUCCAUGGAUUAUUAUUUAUGGCUGGUGAAAUAUCCGGAAAUAGAUAUUUAAAUUUUAUUCUGGUUGGAUUAGUUGAAAUUCCUGGAAGUUGCAUAUCUUACGUUUCAUGUCGUCGAUUUGGACGAAAAUUCACAAUUAGCGUAGCAUUAAUUGUGGUUGGAAUUUGUUGUGGAUCAUAUAUUUUUAUUCCAGAUGGACAUUGGUUACGAUUAGCUAUGUUUUUAUUGGGAAAAUGUGCCAUUACUACAGCAUUCGGCAGUUUAUACAUUAUUACUGCUGAAAUCUAUCCAACACCAUUUCGACAGACAUUAAUGGGUAUAUGCUCAAUGCUUGGUCGUAUUGGGUCCAUGUCAGCCCCACAAAUGCCAGUUUUGGCGACAAUCUGGAGUACUUUACCAAUAUUAAUAUUCAGCUUAAUAUCAAUAAUGGCAGGAUUACUUUCACUUAUUUUACCUGAAACAUUAAAUACAACCUUACCAGACACAAUUGAAGAAGCUAUAAAUAUUAAUAAGAAAACUGUUGAAAAUACAAAAUUAUAAAAUUUGAAUAA